CUAAACUCAUCUGUUCAUCUCCGGUCAGCCUUAAUUUUAAACUAACGUUAUCGCAACUUUCAUCUUCGAUUGUCCUUGGUUUUAAUGUUACUGCCUGCUCUGCAUCCAGUUAAGGAAAAGGACGCUUUUUAAACUAUUUCAUGAAUAUUGCAUUCAGUUAACAUCAAGUUUUAUUACCGAUAGUAUUGAAUUAAUUUACAUCUUUUUUGUUUCGUUUUUUGCAAAUGAAUUACAACUAUACACGCUUCCAUAGACCAGCAAUGAACAACAGUCUUCUGAUCAACUCUACCAGCAUGUUUGAUAGUCAAAUUGAUCUCAAAAAAGGAAAGGUUUGGCAGAAAAGGCGUAAAUUUUGGUCGAGAAAACGGUUUUGGUUAAUCGCAGGCCUAAGUUUUACACUAACCAUGAUUUUGCUUGCGCUCAUCUUUACUUUAACUUUACCAUUGGAUGCUUUGGCUGAUAGAAAGUGCGACAGUUUCAAUAAAGAAAGUCCAAUUUGUUUAUCCAGUGAUAAAAAUGACAUUAAACGUGUUUAUUCAACAAGGACUACUUUUGAUCAAUCAGUCAAACUGUUUGCUAAAUUGGCUGACCCAAUUGAUAUCCCAUCAACUUGUAAACCUAUUAUGUUUUAUUUAUUUUCAAGACAUUCAAUAAGAUAUCCCAAGAAAGAUGAUAUUAUUGAAAUGAGUCAAAUUUUGCCUAAACUACAAAGUGAGAUUAUUAAUGGAUACAACUCUGAACAAAGUGAAUUAUGUGAACAGGAUUAUCAAACAGUUAAAGAUUGGAAGCUUCAAAUGGUUCCUGAAAACGACAAUCAUGUGACACCUAGUGGAGUUGAGGCUACCAAAAAGAUAGCUGGAUUAUUUUAUGAACGUUAUCCAACUUUAUUUGAUCCGAGUGAAGUCAACUUUAGAGUUGGUAUCACCGCUAAGGUGAGGACCAAUGAAACAGCUCAUGCAUUUGUUGAUGGCCUACACGAUUUAAGAUCUGAUAUCAAUAUUAAUGAAGAGGAUUAUGUGAUUCGCAAUCACCUCCAGUUCCAUUCGAUUUGUAAAAAGAAGAUAAAUGGUAAAAUUCCCGAAUCAAAGCAAGUGAAAGAAAUCACCGAAAGUAAAUUAUUCCAAACACUUCGUCAAAGAAUCAGUAAAAGAAUGGGAUUGAACAGGACAAUCGAUGAUGCAGAGCUGAGUGUAAUGUAUAAAACCUGUUGCUUCGAACAAGCAAUCUAUGAGAAAGCUCCUUGGUGCUCUUUGUUCACCAAGAAAGAGUUGAGAGCUUUAGAAACCAGAGAAGAUUUGAAGCAUUACUACAAAAACGGACCUGGAUUAUAUUUAAAUCAUCAGAUGCCUUGUCCUUUAAUUGGUGAUCUCUAUAGAGCUGUAAUAAAAGGAAUUGCUCAGCCUGAAAACAAAACGACUUAUCUUUACUUCUCACAUGCAGGUGCCAUUUCAAGAUUAUGGGCUGCUCUUGGUCUUUUUAACAAGUUAGAGUUAGAUGAUAACUUUUGUCCAAAUGGAGAUCGACAAUGGCGAACCUCUUUGAUUCUUCCUUUCAAUGUAAAUUUUGAUGGUGUACUUUAUAGAUGCACUGAAAACAUCGAAUCUACUAAUCCGUCUGAUUACAAGUUAUUGACUAUGAUCAAUGGAUUCCCUGUAAAAAUUGACCGUUGUGAUGAUCCAAUGUGCAAUGCAUCCCAAUUCCUGAAGAGUUAUGAAAUAAUGACUGAAACUUGUGAUCUCGAUCAAAUUUGUCAUCUUCCUGAAAACUUGAAGUCAAGCUUGAAAACUAACACUUUGUCUGAAGAUGAUUAAAAUUAAAUUGUAUUAAAUUUUAAAUUCAUAUAAUAAACGAUUCAUAUAAGAAGUUAUA
This is a messenger RNA of Tetranychus urticae (two-spotted spider mite), 1869 nucleotides long. RefSeq names its product multiple inositol polyphosphate phosphatase 1. Lineage: Eukaryota; Metazoa; Arthropoda; Arachnida; Trombidiformes; Tetranychidae. Gene Ontology annotation, molecular function: acid phosphatase activity; inositol phosphate phosphatase activity. The record is from RefSeq and is a predicted model, not a curated record.